This is a messenger RNA of Neocloeon triangulifer, 1442 nucleotides long. RefSeq names its product zinc finger protein 540-like. The record is from RefSeq and is a predicted model, not a curated record. Lineage: Eukaryota; Metazoa; Arthropoda; Insecta; Ephemeroptera; Baetidae. The transcript is spliced from 3 exons. Bases 199 to 1356 code for a protein of 385 amino acids.
UUCACUUUAUAUCAAAGGGGAAGACGGCUCCAUUUUCGCACAGCGUGCAAGAAAAAAACUGGCGUUUCCACGCUCAGAUCCCGCCUCACAAGUGCAGCCCGCAAUAUCAGCAAAGAGAGAAAUUAUACAAUCCACACUUGCCGAGUGAUCUUCAGAGGCGACGAUCAUCAUUUGACUCCUCCAUCGCCCGCCUGUUGAAUGAAUCUGCUAAAUGAUCAAGAAGUGGAGUUUUCUAUUGCUGACUGGAUUGGUUUUCAAUGCAACCUAGAAUUGAGCAAUGACCCUCUUGAUUUACACUCUCCGGAAAGUUCUUCGCGACUGAACGAUUCUCACGCUAAAGAAAUGGAUUCAUCGUACUUCUUAAGGCAGCGUUGCGCAAAAGAGGGUUCCAAAGAAUUAAAAUGUAAAUUUUGCAACAUGAAAUUUAGACCAUCGGCGACGGAGAGCUUUUUGAAUCACUGCACCAAAACUCAGUGCAUGGCCUGUUCGGAAGAAUUUGAAUGCGCCAUGAAAAUGACCACUCACCGGCGAUGGCACUGCCCUGAUUUUGAUGAAAACAGACCACGACGUAAAUAUCAAAACAAAAAACUGUGGUGUGAUUUGUGCUCGCGACAUUUAAUCUGCAGGCGCAAAUAUUUGCAAGAGAAGCACAAAACGGAGAGAAAGUGUAAGAAAUGCAAUUUAACCUUUGCCUGUUGCGGACUUGCCACUGCGCACAAAUCUGGCUCGAAUUGCGAGGGUGGAGAAAAGAAGAAAACGCUGAGCAGCAUCCCGAAGGAACAAAAUUCUUGUACUCACUGCAAGAAAAAUUACAAAAGCGAAAGAUUGCAUUUUGAAGUAAAGAACAGGUCGUGCUUAAUUUGCAGUAAAACUUUCAAAUGCAGCGGUUUGCGCAUCAAACACCAGGCCGAGUGCUUUUUCAGUUGCGCAUUUUGCGGCCAAACUACAAAGAAUAAAAACCAACACGGAAAGCACAAAAGAGAGAGACGCUGUCCGAAUUGCUCCCACGUCAGCCAGUGUUUCAACCUUUUCAGCCAACACGAGUGCUCGGAAACAAGCGACGAUUUAAUGGAAGUUCCAAAAAAUGAACCUGCCGAAGAUGAGGAAAUUAAAAUUGUUCACAUUAGAUCUUUGAAUUUGAAAGAAUUUCACGGAGAACUUCUGACAAAGUGCCAUUUUUGCCAAAUUUUGUGCAACUCGGUGGAAAAUUUCGAGUGUCACACGCGACAGACCGACUGUCCCCGAUGUGGAUUUGCCCAACCGUGCAACAACCUUUUGGCCCAACACUUGGACCUGUGUCAGUUCGAACGAGAAGAGCCAGCAAAUUUUUAUGGUUUUUCAGUGAAACGCAAUUGAUUUAUUAAUUCCUUGCACGACAAGCAAAAUCAAAAUUAUUCAAUUAAAAAUUUAAUUUUAAAUAUAAUUGAAACUAUAAAAUCAAA